Cuscuta epithymum is the source of this 2663-nucleotide messenger RNA. The record is from the annotation of a GenBank genome assembly. NCBI's taxonomy places the organism in Eukaryota, Viridiplantae, Streptophyta, Magnoliopsida, Solanales, Convolvulaceae.
GGCCAACCAAAAGAAAGACAGGGACUCAGAUGUACAAAUGAAAUGAUAAAGUUUUACCAUGGCUGGUGCACGUUUGGGUCUCAAGGCUGAUUACAAAAUUGAUCAAGAGUUGCAAAAUUUAACUCUUCUGGAGAUUGAGAAGUUGAUGCAAAAAAAGAGAAAAAGUCUAAAAGACUAUCCCUCAAUACCAUAUCCAAAUGGAUAUAUCACGGAACAACUAGGAAAUAGGCUUAUUUAUGCAGAACGUGAUUAUGAUACAUCCAAGUUGCGUGAGGAGUUCCAAACUUUGUAUGCUUCUCUUACAGGUAAGAUAAAUGCAAUUCAUAUUAUUUAUAAGUCACAUUAAAUGAAUUUGACUGUCAAAAAGAAAAAUGAUUUCAUGCAUAUAUUUUGAUGCUAAUAUUGCAGAUGAACAAAAAGGCAUAUUUGACACAAUAAUGGAAGCUGUGACUAACCAAAAAGGCGGGGUAUACUUUUUAUAUGGUUAUGGUGGUACAGGGAAAACCUUUAUGUGGAGGACAUUAGCUUCUGCCUUACGUUCUCAGCGUCAUAUUGUUUUAACUGUUGCAUCCAGUGGUAUUGCUUCUCUACUCUUACCUGGCGGUAGAACUGCACACUCUAAAUUUUCAAUCCCAGUUCCGACUCUAGAGAACUCUACAUGCAAUAUACAUCAAGGGAGUGAACUUGCAGAGCUUUUAAAACAGACUAAGUUGAUAAUUUGGGAUGAAGCAACAAUGGCUAAUAGAUUUUGUUUUGAAGCACUAGACAGAAGCCUAAAUGACAUCAUCAACAAUGAUGGUGAUUCUAUUUCACCAUUCGGAGGAAGAGUGAUUGUCUUUGGAGGAGACUUCAGACAAACUUUACCAGUUAUUCCUGGAGGAAGCCGUUCAGACAUUGUUAAUGCUACAAUCAAUUCUUCAUAUCUAUGGGAUGACUGUCAGGUAAUAACUCCAUUUUAGUACCACAACCAAUAUGUUUACUGUUACUAUAAUUUACAAAUUCAUUUUACCACAAUAUACCAAAAUAACUAACCUAAAAAACUUUAAAAAAAUUGUUCAUUCGUUCGCUUUUAGUUUAAAUAAAGUACAAGUAAUUAUAUUAAGGGUUGGUUUGCAACCACUUUAAAAAAAGAACUUCUCAGCUUUUGCCUUAAAAAAGCAAUUCUUUUACCAAACACUACAACUUUUAUUUUUCCCGGCUUUCGUGUCAAAAGUGCUUUUACUUUUUCUAUUACACAAAAAGCACUUAUUUUACCAAACACUAUCAACUUUUACUUUUCAAAAUCACUUUUUUUUCAAACGUUAUCAACUUUUAUUUAAUCACUUCUCCCCAUUUCAUUAAAAAGACACUUUUUUUAAAGUAGAAGCUGUUGCAAACAGACCCUAAUUGUUUAACUAUUUCAAAUAAUCACUUUAUAAAUUUUUUUAGUAAUUACUAUAUAAGUUAUAUUCAAAUAUAAGUAUUUUUUUUUGUUUAUUGAUAGGUAUUGUCUCUUACUAAAAAUAUGCGACUCCAAAAAAAUUUGGAUAUGACAAGUGCUACUGAGCUCAAAGAAUUUUCAAAAUGGAUAUUGGAUGUGGGAGAUGGAAAAAUAUCAGAGCCAAACGAUGGUUAUGCAGAAAUAAAGAUUCCAGAUGAAUUCUUGAUUAAAGAAUUUGAUGAUCCAAUAGAUGCAAUAGUCCGUAGCACAUAUCCGAACUUGCUGGAGCAAUACAAAAAUGAGGAAUUUCUUAAGUCUAGAGCUGUCUUGGCAUCAACUAUUGAAAUUGUCGAUAAAAUUAACGACUAUGUUCUUUCAACGCUCCCAGGUAAUAUUAUAAAAAAGCUAAUUUACUUAUUUACUUACAAAAUAAAUUCUUAAAAAAACUUAAUGAUUAAAUUAAGACUACCGAACUUUUAUAACUACAGGUGAAGAAAGAGAAUAUUUAAGUUGCGAUUCUGUAGACAAGUCGGAUGUAGUUGAAGCAGAAGCAUUUGAAGCGUUGACACCAGAGUUUCUCAAUUCCUUGAGAACAUCAGGUCUCCCAAAUCACAACAUACGACUUAAGGUUGGAACUCCAGUAAUGUUGCUAAGAAAUAUAGACCAGUCAGAAGGACUAUGUAAUGGAACUAGAUUGAUUGUCACAAGACUGGGAAAUCAUGUCAUUGGAGCAAGAAUCAUGUCUGAAGGCAAUGAUGGAGAUGAGAUUUACAUACCUCGAAUGUGUAUGUCUCCUUCUCAAUCACCAUGGCCUUUUAAACUUAUAAGAAGACAAUUUCCUAUAAUGGUCUCAUAUGCGAUGACAAUCAAUAAAUCUCAAGGACAGUCACUGGAAAGAGUUGGAUUAUACUUGCCUAGACCUGUUUUUAGUCAUGGACAAUUGUAUGUGGCAUUGUCAAGAGUUCAGAGCAAACAUGGAUUGAAGAUUUUAAUACAUGAUAGGGAUGGAAAAUCAUUAGACACUACUACGAAUGUUGUAUUCAAAGAGGUUUUCCAAAAUCUUUAACACGUAAGUUUAAUAUUUUAUUUAAUAUUUAUUUUAUUAACUUACACUUUAUGAUAUUGACAUGUUGUUCUUGCUUUUAAGAAGAAAUGCAGUUUUUUGAAAUUCUUUUCUUCUCCAAUUAAUUAGAUCAUGAUUGCAAGUAUAUCCAUCGAUUAUUUUCCCGUGCGUAUGCACGGG